ACUAUGGUCGCAAGACUAUAGCCCGUCUUCUAAGGACGAAGAAAAAAAAAUCUACUUUUAUCAAAUAUUAUUAAAUGUCAGUACUCAGUACUGCCGUCUCAAUCAAAAUAAAUUGGAUUGGAUUUGAUUUUAUUAUAAAAUGUGAAUUAUGAAUGCUCUUUGGUUUUUAUACAGGUUUAUCUUGUAUCUUUCCGUAGUAUUGUAAAUUAUAAUUCUCUUAGCUAUUGUAAUGUUCUUUGUAGGUUAUCGAAAUAAACUAAUGACAGAAUUUUGGUGAUCUCAUUGUGUAGUGGUAAAAAAUAUUUUUUGAGACCAAUAUAAUAUUGCUACAGUGAAAGUUGACAUCAUGGGUGAUAUUAUAGAGUUUACUACAUCAUCAAAAAACAAGCGUUUAUUUUACAAAUUAUCAAACAAUGGCAUGAACUUUGAUGUCAAAACAACUGGUGUUGCUAUUAUUGGAUUGGCAAGGGUUCUGCAUGACAGGUGCGAUGUGACGAUUAUAAUAGGAGCCGAUAAUAAAACCAUUAUUAGUGAUAUGAAUGGAAAAUUGGUACAAGUAAAUAUAGGAGAUAUUGUUAACGGAGAAGAAUACAAAAAGUUUUGGUUCAUGAGAGAUGCAGAGUAUGUCAUGUAUGGUAGACUAGGGGAAACUGAUCCAAUACUUAGACUGCCUUUUAAUGAAUGUGAUCUCAAUUAUGUUACUUUCUACUGCCACACAUACAUAGAAAAAGUUUAUUGGAGAAUUGAAUUGCCACCGUUACUGAAGGUGCCUGAUAAUAAACCAGUAACCAAAGGCAAACUCCGAUGGGAGUUAAUGGAUAAACAACUUCCUGAAGAUGCACUAAUUGGAGGCCAUGAGGGUGAACCGUUGUACAUUGCGAGAGCGUUACUACAUAGAUCCUUGGUGCUGGGGAAAUAUGUGCCGUCGGAAAACAUUGCGUAUUUCUCUUGGGGAGGACAAAUUCUUAGAGAGAAAAUUUUUGAGGUGCUUUGUGGGUAUGAUUGUAUGUGGGUGCCUACACAAGAGGACCAAAUACCAACACGAGCUAUCGAAGCGGGAUACUCUGAUAUCGAUGGAGAACCACUUUACAUUGCCAGGGUACGUCAUCGCGGACACCUCAUACAAGGCAGAUUACAACCCUCGCAGAAAGCUUGUUACGUACUGUAUAAAUUUCAGCAGGUUACGGCUAGAAACUACGAAAUAUUAACAUUGACGCAGGGUUUACUAAGUGUAAAUACGUUUUUAUUACCCAAUGAGGAUACAUCACUUUCUAUACGUAAUGUUCGAGAUCCACGAUGUAACAUGUGGGGGCCGCUAGAUGGCGAUGACAAUGAGUAUGACAUAAUUAUUGAUAAUUAUUUAUAGCAUACAGUAUUCAUAUUACAUUUUAAUGUUAAAUAUAAUUUAAUAGUAACUGCAA
Molecule: messenger RNA, 1421 nt
Organism: Manduca sexta (tobacco hornworm)
Lineage: Eukaryota; Metazoa; Arthropoda; Insecta; Lepidoptera; Sphingidae
Exons: 6
Coding region: 347-1366 (339 amino acids)
Source: RefSeq, a predicted model, not a curated record